CAGUACCUAAAUUACUAGUUGUCAGAUUUUGAUUGGCCAGCAGAUCUCGCGAGAGUCUACCAUUUUCAAGAUGGCUGCGCCCACGUGAAGAAAAUCCGUCUGCUGCUAGAAACUUGUUUCACCGUAAAUUUCGUCGUUUUGCGGGAUAUUUUAAGUUUUGAUUGGGCGUCUUACUAUUUCUAACAUAGCAGCGAGUAUGAAAUGAUCAUAUUUCAUAGAUAUGCGUGUAGUAUUACAGACUGAGCAAGCGAAAAGUCGUACCCCCCCCCCUUUACAGUCUCUCGCUCGUGCACAUGUCAACAUAUCACGAGUUCUAGUGAGAAGUUGAAGUUCUACAUUUCUUCAGUGAGAAACAGGCUGUGCAAGCUUUAAGUAUGGCUCUGUUUACCGUCAACAGAAGAGGAGGAUGUUGCCACCUACAACAGCAGUAGAGGUCUCCAUGGCAACCAAUCAGCCAAUGACAUUCUAGCAAGGCUCCACAGAGAUGCCAGAGAACGCCAGAAGAAGUCCCAACAAAAUAUCCCCGGGUCGUCCCAAUCUUCAGCUCACACAAGUGUAGACAAGAAUUUAGCUGAGAAGGACAGAUCAAAGAAUGAGGCUUUGGAAGUGUCCCACAAAGGGAUAAAGAAAAGAAAAAAAGAACAAGAAAAGAAAGAAGAAAGGAAGAGUGUAUCAAGUGAAGAACUUCAUUUAGGGUCUUCUGACAAAGAUGAUGGAAUGGUGUCACCGAAGUUACAAAAGAGGAAACGAGAAGUGCAAGAGUCGUCUUCAAGUAAAAAGAAAUUCAAGCCAAGUGGUAAAGAAGUUGAGGAGAUGAAAAGAAAAGAAGCUGAGAAGGAAUUGUCAUCUUUGGGAGAAAAAUCCCAAGUUUCAACUAAGAAGAAGACUAAAGACAAAAAGCAAACAAAGUCGGCAGAAACAUCCACACCAAAAAGCUCAAUCAAGGACAAUGAGAUGGCUAAAGUAAAUGAACAUGCAAGUCCUGAACCUAUUGUCAUAAAGAAUGAUUCAACAAUGGUCAAUGUACAAACCAUGAAACGGACAAAAGUUAAAAGUUCAGAGGGGCUGAAGAGAAAGAAGAGCAACAAGCAGGUUGAAGAGAUUACUGAUAUUGAAACAGAAGCAUCACAAACAGGUCUUAAAAACACUACUAUGGUCAAGAAGAAAAAGAUACAGCCUGAAAAAGUUGAUAAAACGGAUGAAGCCAGUAGUGAAGAAACAACACCUGAGAUUAAAAAAGUAAAAGCUAAAAAGGUAAAGAGUCAUGAAAAGUCACCCCAAGCUGAUCUUGUCACCAUUAGUAAACAAAGUAAGAAAGCAAAGAGAGAAAAUGCCAAAGGAGAUGAAUCUGAAACUGAUGAAGAAGCUAUCAUCACCGAGGAUACGAAUUCUUCAACAGACAAAGCUGAUUUUCUUGAAGCGGUCUUGGAAAAGAUGUCACCAGCCAGACAGAAAGACGACAAAGCCCCCAAUAAACAGAACAAGAAGCAAAAGAACCAAGAAGACGAGCUUGAAGCUUUCCAAGUCCUGGGAGAAGUCCAGAAAAGCAAGGCAGAGAAAGUCCACAGGAAGCUUCCUGAUUGGCUGGCUGACCCGUCAGUCAUAGAGAAUGACAUCCAAUCAAAUCUCGUCCCUGUUGAAGGCACCCCUUAUGUUGGGGAGUUUCUUAGAAACAAACUGAAGGAAAACGGUGUGGAGAAUUUGUUCCCGGUGCAACACCAGGUUAUACCAGCUGUAUUGGAGGAUGCUGAGGAUGGGACUAUCAUGGGGAGGGCAGGGUUCAGGCCAAGUGACAUCUGUGUGUCAGCUCCUACAGGCAGUGGCAAAACCUUAGCCUUUGUCAUACCUGUAGUCCAGGCUCUGUUACAAAGAGUGGUGUGUGAGGUUAGAGCGUUGGUUGUCUUACCAACCAAAGACCUGGCCGUACAGAUCUACAAAGUGUUCAACCACUACACCAGCGGCUCAAGACUCAAAGUGGCCAACUGUUCUGGGCAGAAGAGUCUGGCAGCGGAGAGAAAUGCACUGGUCAAAGAGAGCCACGGAGUGUAUCAGAGUCUUGCAGACAUAGUGGUGGCCACUCCAGGACGACUUGUGGACCACAUCGAAAAGACUCCAGGUUUCAACCUUAGGCACCUCCGCUACCUGGUGAUAGAUGAAGCAGAUAGGAUGCUGGACCAGAUCAAACAGGACUGGCUCGCCAAGGUCACCAGGGCCGUGUAUGAAGGUCAGGGGUCAACAGAGGAGAAGCCCGGUCUUCCCAUGAUGCUCUGGGCAGGUGUGCUUGGAGGCAGGACAGCCCCAGGGCCCCUGACGGCUGCUAAUGCUGCCAGGAUGUACCAACCGCUUCAGAAGCUCCUGUUCUCGGCCACCCUGUCUCAGAACCCCGAGAAGCUGCAGCAGCUGAACUUGUUCCACCCCAGACUCUUCACCUCUGUAGUCAGGCACAAGCAAAGGAAACAGGAGACAGCCUCGGCCGGGUCCUCGGAGGAGAAAGGAACAUUUGUGGGCAAAUUCACCACUCCUGCUGGACUUCAGGAGUACACAGUGAGCUGUACGGCAGCAGACAAACCUCUUGUGGUCCUACAUCUCCUACUGAACCAGAAGUUCCAGCAUGUUCUGUGUUUCACUGGUUCACUGGAAUCCACACACAGGCUGUACCUGCUUGCUAAGCUGUUUGGUGGUGUGACAGUCGCUGAGUUUUCUUCAAACCUACCUCCGGAUAGAAGAACAAAGAUCCUCACCAAAUUCAGGACAGGCAAAAUCCAGCUUAUUGUCUGUUCUGAUGCCAUGGCUCGCGGCAUGGACGUAGAGGGCGUAGAAGUCGUGAUCUCGUAUGACGUCCCGCCGUACGUGAAGACGUACAUCCACAGGGUGGGCCGGACAGCACGCGCCGGGAAGGAGGGGAGAGCUUUCUCAUUGGUGCUUCAAGAAGAGGAGAAAAGAUUCCGUCGGAUGUUAAAACAGGCGGGAAAGGCAGAACCUCAGCCGUGGUCACUAACAUCAGGAGACUUACAGCCUCUGGUGCCUAGGUACCAGAAAACAUUGCAGAGGCUGCAGAAAAAGCUCAAGGUGGAAGCAAAGACAAAGUGACAAAAGAAAACUUGAUGAUGCAGACUCUUUCCAUAUACCGUAGAAGCCAGUUAAUUGCACAAUGGAUUAACUCACACUUCUGUUAACUGCACGGAGUCCCAAAUCUAAAACCGGUGUGGUCCAACUAGAUAACUUCGCAUUAUUGCACCAGCCGGAUAAUUGCACGAAAUUCACUGGCUGGCAAUAGGCUGUGCAAUUAAGCAGCUUCUACAGUACAUGUAGCUGAUCAUGGCAUGUACAUAGAAUCUUUUUGAACACAAGUUCAUUAUUUCAGUUUUUUUUUAUAAAUGCUCAGAUUUUGCAAACUUCCUGCCAAAAUAGUGCAGAACAUCUUACGGUUUUCGUAUGAUUCUUUUUGUAUUGUCAACAUUUGAUAAUAUUUUAAGUAUUACAUACUAUUAGUAAGUCUAAACUUUUCUAUAAAAUUAUGUAAUGCAUGUAUAAGACAUCCUUUUUGUUUGUUACUGUUAAAAAAAUGUUGGGCAUGAUCACUUAGUAUUGAUGCAUAACUCUUAUUCUGAACUGCUUUCAAAUGCAUUGGUAAUUUCAAUAGGAAAAUAUUGGAUACUAAAGUAUCUGCAGCCGAAUGUGCCUUUAUGUAAUUUUGUACUAUUUUGUGUAAUUGUUAUGUUCUUAUUAUAUAAAAGCACCAUAUUACUGUCA
This is a messenger RNA of Branchiostoma floridae (Florida lancelet), 3753 nucleotides long. Its product is annotated as ATP-dependent RNA helicase DDX51-like. NCBI's taxonomy places the organism in Eukaryota, Metazoa, Chordata, Leptocardii, Amphioxiformes, Branchiostomatidae. Gene Ontology annotation, cellular component: nucleus. Gene Ontology annotation, molecular function: nucleic acid binding; ATP binding. The record is from RefSeq and is a predicted model, not a curated record.